CUGGCGGACGCGUCCCGGCGCCCACGCCUCAGAGCCCAGCUCCGCAGGGGCGAGGCCGCCGCCAGCUGUGCUCGCAGCCAUGCCUCCGCCCAGGGGCGACGUGACCGCCCUGUUCCUGGGGCCCCCGGGAGCCGGCAAGUCCGCGCUCAUCGGGGCGCUGUGCAGCAGUGCGGACCUGGUGGAGAUCCCCGAGGGACGGCCGGACGCCGGGGUGCCCAGGCUGAGAGCCGCAGGCCCCGGGCUCUUCCUGGGCGAGCUGAGCUGCCCGCCCGCCGCGCCCGGGCCCUGGGCGGCCGAAGCCGACGUGCUGGUGCUGGUGCUGCCCGGAGCCGAGGGCAGUGGGGAGCCCUUGGCGCCGGCGCUGGGCGAGGCGGCGCGGGCUGCCCUCGCCCGGGGAGCCCCGCUGCUGGCCGUGCGGGCGCUGCGCCCCGGGGCUUCGCAGAGUGACGCGCAGGCCCGGGAGCAGACCGCCGCCCUGCUGGACCGCGCGGGGCUGGGGGCGGCCGCCCUGUUCGUGCUGCCUGCGGACUGGGCCGGCAGCGAGGACUGCGAGGAGCUGGAGCGCCUGCGGGGGGCGCUGCGGAGCCGGGCGGAGGCGCUGCAGAGGCUCCUGCCAGCGGCCCAGGAUGGCUUCGAGGUGCUGGGUGCGGCCGAGCUGGAGGCUGUGCGCGAGGCCUUCGAGAAGGGAGGCCUGGAGGCAGCUCUGUCGUGGGUGCGAGCAGGCCUGGAGCGCCUGGGCAGCGCACGGCUGGACCUGGCCGUGGCCGGCGCAGCGGGCAUGAGCCUCGUGCUGGACGCGCUCCUCGGACUGGAUCCCGGCCACCCAGGGGCAGUGCCCUCCCCCGCGCCCGCCGGGCCCGCCCCGUUCCCGGCCCCGGAGCGCCCCAAUGUGGUGUUCUGGGUUGUGCCGUUGGACCCCGCUGGUGGUGCUGCCCCGGCCGCCACCACCCCUCACCCGACCCACUACGAUGCCCUCAUCCUGGUCACCUCGGGGGCCCCCAGUGAGGAGGACUGGGCCCAGGUCCGGGCCUUGGUGCCACCGGACGCGGCGCUCGUCUGCGUGCGAACAGAUGGCGAGGGCGAGGAUCCGGAGGCCCCAGAAGAAGAGGAGACGGUGGGGAAGCCGAGCGGCGGGGGCCGAGUGGAGCCUGCGCCGGGAGACGGGAGGGAGAAAGCGGGCCCCGGGCCGCAGGCAGCAGGCGCAGGGGAGGGCGCGGAGAGGGCCGCGAGCCGGCGUCCGCAGCAGGGCGGCGGCGGCGGGGAUGCGGAGGGCUCGGCCGCCUUGAGCCCCGAAGACGAGACCUGGGAGGUGCUGGAGGAGACGCCGCCGCCCGUGUUCCCCCUGCGGCCGGCCGGGCUCGCGGCGCUGAGCGAGUGGCUGCAGCGCGCGCUGCCCCCGGCCCAAGCGGGCGCGCUCCUGCUGGCGCUGCCGCCCGCGUCCCCCGGCGCGGCCCGGAGGAAGGCGGCCGCGCUGCGGGCCGGGGCCUGGCGGCCGGCGCUGCUGGCCAGCCUGGCGGCGGCGGCGGCCCCAGUCCCGGGGCUGGGCUGGGCCUGCGACGUGGCGCUCCUGCGGGGUCAGCUGGCGGAGUGGAGGCGGGCGCUGGGGCUCGAACCCACGGCGCUGGCGAGACGGGAGCGCGCCCUGGGCCUGGCUCCUGGGGAGCUGGCGGCGCGCACUCGCUUCCCGGGGCCGGUGACGCGCGCCGAGGUGGAAGCCAGGCUGGGCGCCUGGGCGGGCGAGGGCACUGCCGGAGGCGCGGCGCUGGGCGCGCUCUCCUUCCUGUGGCCCGCGGGGGGCGCGGCGGCCACGGGCGGCCUGGGCUACCGCGCGGCGCACGGCGUCCUGCUGCAGGCGCUGGAUGAGAUGCAGGCAGACGCGGAGGCCGUGCUGGCGCCCCCGGAGCCCUCCGCGUGAGGGGUGGGGGCCUGACUGGCUGCUGGCCCCCCAGGGGACUUAGGAUCUAAGUCCCUGUUAGGGGGAAGGGGACGUGGGAGUCUGGGCUGCUGGGGGUAACAGGGUGGGGGCAGGUGCUUGUAGGAGAGGAGAGACGGGGGCUCGGAGACUUGACCUCUAGAUUCCUGCGUGGGGAGGGGAGUUGGGGCCUGGACUCCCACGAGGGCGUCCAUCUUGUCUCCAAGGGCGCGGAAGCGGAGGUUGUUGGGCGUCUAGUCCUCCGGGGGAAGAAGUCGUGAUUCCUGGUGGCUGGGGACCUGCACUGGCUCCCGUAUGGGGAAGAGGGACCCGACGGCCCGGCAAGCUGGACCCUUUGGGCUUCACCCCCUCCUGGGGACAGUGGGCUUUGAGCUCUCACUGGGGGGAGGAGUCCUGGGGGGCUUGGACCCUAACUCGUGGGGGUGUGGGGGGUCCGUGUCUGGGGCAGGGAGCGGGAGACCCCUUGGUGUCUUGGGGAAUAGGGACCAGUCCAACACCUGCUCUCAGGGGUCUCAAACAUGGGAGGGGGCGACAGUCUGCACACGGCGGGCCCCGAGGGUCCCCAGAGACCAGGGAUGAGGCCUUGUGGACGGGGAAGGGCUGGGACCCGUUCACCGGGGUGCCCCCGCGGGUCCCUCACGUCGUCGGAUCCUGGUAGCGUGUCUGUCUUGCAGUGAGACUGCCCUGUGUUAGAGGUGCUCAGUGAGGGAGGGCUCUCCUGGGGGUGUCUCCCUUUGCCUCUUUCGGGUUUUUAUCCUUUUUCGGUCUUGGUUUCCUCUGUCGCUAAACCUUAGCCCUUUCUGACCUCGGUGUUCGUGCACCUGCCUUUUGGGAAAAGCAGCUGUGCUGCCCUCUGGUGUACACACAGGGUGUUGCAGUGAGCGGGGAGGUGGGGGGCAGAAUCGAGAAUGUGCCAGGGUCUAGGCUGCCAGCUCUGUGCGCGGGGGAAGCCGCGGGUUACAGAGUGCUGCAGUGUCCGACAGAGAAGGGGGCCUGCGAGGCCGUCUAGAGCCUCAUGGUGGAGGGAGCCAGGUCUGGGGAGGGCAGGCUGGAGGCCAGCAGCGCACAGCAAGGCCUGUGCGUUGUCUGCCCCCUGCCCCAUCCAGCCUGCUAGAUCUUCCUUCCUGUGCUCGAGUAAGCCACCUUGGGCUCUGCCUCAGGGCCUUGGCACUGCCGUUUUGCUCCCGGCCCCGCCAGGUCUCUGCCCAGAUGCCCUCCGGAGAGGCCUUCCUGCCCUCCCUAAGGGCGCAGCUCACACAGUCCCGUCCUUGAUCUCGCCCAGCCGAUUUGCCUUGUGCCGGCUAUGACGGUUAGAAGUGAUUUUGUUUACUUGCCUUUUUGUUGCGCACUGAUGCUUUGCCUGUCUUGUCCUCUGGUAGCCCCCAGCACCUACAACAGUGCCUGACACACAGCAGGUGCCUGGUAAAUAUUAACCCAUUGGCCGGUGGGAGAACUGGGGCUGCAGUUUGGAUCCUUGGCCUCUCGGCACAGGACGGAAAAGGGAACAAGAUGGGGAGGAACAAGCCUUCAGUGGGAGCAGGUGCCCCUGCCUGGGGCGGGGCCUGGGUAGCAAGCACAGGUGCCUUAUCUUCCCAUCUAGGAUCCUAAGGGCUGGGCCAGAACCACGAGGACCCCCAGGUCCUGUUUCCUGUGACGGCUGUGGACCAGGGCAGGAGAGCUGAGGGACAGUGCCCCCUCCAGCUUGCACCCCCACCCCCGCACAGACAGGGAAAACAUUUGUCCUGAAAACUUAUCCCCCCCGGCCCCGGGACUGCUGCAUCCAUGUCUGGAGCACCAGGUACACCUGUGUGUCUGCCCCGCCUCGGCCUGGGUCCGUCCCCUCCACGCACGUGGCAGCCGUGCAGCCGUGGGGCUGAGGGAGCAGUGCCGAGCGGGCCGCCCGUAUGUAAUACCAGACGCUCCCAGGCUCGGUGGAAACCGGGGGCUCACCGUAAUACGUUCUACUUAACCCCAUCUACCCGUUAUGACCGCUUCCCCGUAGGAUCAGCGUCUGGUCCCGUUAUUUUACAGUCAUCUGUGCUAAGUCUUUGAAGUCUGGACGGUCAUUAACACGGAGCACAAGCCGAUCCAGGUGACAGAUGCUCAUCAGAAAUGCUUUACCUCUAUUUAUUUAUUUAUUUAAUUUAUUUGAGAGCGUGCAUGUGCCCCCACCCACUAGUUCCGUCCCUGGCUGAUGCCUGGCACCUGGAACCCAGUCACAACAUCGCCACAGGAGCCAGAGCCGGGUCUGGAACCCGGGUCCCCCAGCGUGGAACGUAGUCAUCUUAACCAUUAGGCUCAGCGACCUGCACUGGCAUUCCACAGAGGUCAGAGCUGGGGGGGAUUCGCAGGCCCAAGGACAUUGACGCUUUUCCAGUGGCUGGGGGCAGUAGGACCCUAAACGCAUUAAGCAGACCUGGAAGUGCGGCCCCUCAGUGGCACCGGUCACAGUUUCAGUGCUCGGCAGCCACACGGGGUUGGCGGUUACCCCCGGCACACAGCAGCUGCACGGCACAGGAAGUUGUGGUCACAUAGCUAGCUCUCGGGUCUUGCCUGUGGGAUGCUCUUGAACAAGCCACCCAGCAAGUGACGUCUACCUCGCAGUUAUUGUGAGAAUUGUGUACGUGGCCCCCCACACGCGCACACACACCCACGCAGCAGACCGCAGCGACCGGCCCUGGGCUCCCCCGUCUCCCCAUCACCUGUGCUCACAGACUGCGCUGCUCUCACUCCGCCAGUGGCUCAGAUCCGGUCCUGUCUGGUGUCGCUGCUCCGUGCGAUUCCCUCUGCCCAUGUGCCAUGAAGCUCACGCCAGAGCAGGCAGGACAGCUGUGUGUGCGUGUGUGUGCGCGCGCACGUGUGUCCCCUGGGGAAUCUGGAUGCGCUGUACCGUUGUUGAUGAGCACCCUCGGAUUUCGCGGCUGAUGGGGGAAGCUGCCUUUUAAGUCAGCAAGACCCGGGCCGCACCAGGUUGUGUCUGGGGAGCGUCCUGCGACCCCCUUGUGGAUGAACACUGACAGCCGCGUGCGGUUGGGGGGGGGGUCUGAGCGGCACCUCGGGGCUGGAAGACCCUCGAAGGCGGGGACUCCUGGAAAUGGGUGAUGGAUCUUGGUGCUGCCAUUGCACCCGGCAGGACAGGCACAAAAAACCUGGGUGGACGGCCGAGAACCUCCUCGCGUGCUGAGCUCCUGUGUCGCCGCGUGAUGGCAGAGUGACUGGUGUCCAGCGCAGGACAAACUGGGGAGUGGGCAGCCUGUGGUGCUUUUUGGAAGAAUGAAUAAAAACAAGUAG
Molecule: messenger RNA, 5224 nt
Organism: Lepus europaeus (European hare)
Lineage: Eukaryota; Metazoa; Chordata; Mammalia; Lagomorpha; Leporidae
Gene: IRGQ
Product: immunity related GTPase Q
Exons: 3
Coding region: 80-1915 (611 amino acids)
Molecular function (GO): GTP binding
Source: RefSeq, a predicted model, not a curated record